AUGUCUAGAAGCAAGCAUGAAAGCAGCGGCGAUGUAGCUGGAGGCCGGAGCCGAGCCGAGCCUCUGCAGCUGCCGCCGCGGCCCCGCCGCCCGCCGCGGGCGCCCACCAAGCACUUUGCAGACUCGCUUCCACCCUGCGGGCCAGUCCGCGCGGCGGGGCCCGGGCUCAGGGCGGCCACGUCCGGGGACAGGCCAUGCAGUGAAGGCCCCCGACCCCGUCCACCUUUGCCUGGAGCCGCGGGCAGCAGCCCAGUACGUCCAGCCGACCCCGGGGCAGGAGCGGCGCUGGGGGCGGGGGAGGGUGGCCCAGCCCGGGGACCGGGAGCCGGGCUCCGAGCUGAAGGCAGGGGAAGCGGCGCCGAAGUUUUCCUGGGACUCACCGGGCGCUGCGGCAGCACUGUUGCUGCCGCCGCCGCCGCUGCUUCUUUGCACAUUCAAGUGGAAAAUUUUCAGGAACUCUCCCUGGAAAACUUCCCUUCGGUUUAUUUUCUUGCAAAGGCUCCAGGCUUCGGCUUGGAAAAUUCAACCGCCACGAUUGAGCCGAGCAGCUGGAGCGGCAGUGAGAGCCCUGCCGAAAACCUGGAAGGGAUGAGCGACUGUGCAGGUCAGCCCAGUGACAGUGAUGCAGAAGGGGUCUGGAGCCCCGACAUUGAGCAGAGCUUUCAGGAAGCCUUGGCUAUCUGUCCACCAUGUGGGAGGAGGAAAAUCAUCUUAUCAGAUGAAGGCAAGAUGUAUGGUAGGAAUGAAUUGAUAGCCAGAUACAUCGGACUCAGGACCGGGAAGACGAGGACCAGAAAACAGGUGUUUAGUCAUAUACACGUCUUAGCAAGAAAGAAAGUUCGAGAAAUUCAAGCCGCCGUUAAGGUGUCUAGUCACAUUCAGGUUCUUGCCAGAAGGAAAUCUUGUGAUUUUCAUUCCAAGCUCAAGGAUCAGACUGCAAAGGAUAAGGCCCCGCAGCACAUGGCCGCCAUGUCGUCAGCCCAGAUCGAAUCAGCCACUGCCAUUCACAGCAAGCUGGGGCUGCCAGGGAUUCCACGCCCCACCUUCCCAGGGGCGCCGGGGUUCUGGCCGGGAAUGAUACAGACAAGACAGCCUGGAUCCUCACAAGACGUCAAGCCCUUCGUGCAGCAGGCCUACCCCAUCCAGCCAGCGGUCACAGCCCCCAUUCCAGGGUUUGAGCCUGCGUCAGCCCCAGCUCCCUCGGUCCCGGCCUGGCAGGGCCGCUCCAUUGGCACAACCAAACUCCGCCUGGUGGAGUUCUCAGCGUUCCUCGAACAGCGGCGAGACCCAGACUGGUACAACAAACACCUCUUCGUGCACAUUGGGCAUGCCAACCAUUAUUACAGUGACCCAUUGCUCGAAUCAGUGGACGUUCGUCAGAUUUAUGACAAAUUUCCUGAAAAGAAAGCUGGCUUAAAGGAAUUGUUUGGAAAGGGCCCUCAAAAUGCUUUCUUCCUCGUAAAAUUCUGGGCUGAUUUAAACUGCAGUAUUCAAGAUGAUGUCGGGGCUUUUUAUGGCGUGACCAGUCAGUAUGAGAGUUCUGAGAAUAUGACAGUCACCUGUUCCACCAAAGUUUGCUCCAUUGGGAAGCAAGCAGUAGAAAAAGUAGAGACGGAAUAUGCAAGGUUUGAGAAUGGCCGAUUUGUAUACCGAAUAAACCGGUCCCCGACGUGUGAAUAUAUGAUCAAUUUCAUCCACAAGCUCAAACACUUACCAGAGAAAUAUAUGAUGAACAGUGUUUUGGAAAACUUCACAAUUUUAUUGGUGGUAACAAACAGGGAUACACAAGAAACUCUCCUGUGCAUGGCCUGUGUAUUUGAAGUUUCAAAUAGUGAACAUGGAGCACAGCAUCAUAUUUACAGGCUUGUAAAGGACUAA
Molecule: messenger RNA, 1878 nt
Organism: Eubalaena glacialis (North Atlantic right whale)
Lineage: Eukaryota; Metazoa; Chordata; Mammalia; Artiodactyla; Balaenidae
Product: transcriptional enhancer factor TEF-1-like
Exons: 3
Coding region: 1-1878 (625 amino acids)
Biological process (GO): hippo signaling; regulation of transcription by RNA polymerase II; embryonic organ development
Cellular component (GO): transcription regulator complex
Molecular function (GO): RNA polymerase II cis-regulatory region sequence-specific DNA binding; DNA-binding transcription factor activity, RNA polymerase II-specific
Source: RefSeq, a predicted model, not a curated record